CAGCGGCGGCGGCGCCAUGAGGCCCGGGCAGGGGCACCGAGAUGUGCAGAGGAGUGAAUGCCCCAUGUUGUGUUAGUGCCUGUCUGCCAUGCUGGCCUGUCUGCCAGGACCAGGUGACCUCUCCUUUCAGCUUCUUUCUUACACGCAGAUGAACACUGGACUUCAGAAAUGGGACACUACACAGAAAAUGAGAUCUGCACAGUAUCCUACCCCAGCAGAAUUGGAUGCUUAUGCUAAGAAGGUCGCCAACAACCCACUGACUAUAAAAAUCUUUCCAAACAGUGUCAAGGUUCCCCAGAGGAAACACAUACGCCGUACUGUGAACGGACUUGAUACUUCAGGCCAGAGGUACAGUCCUUACCCAUCUCAGGCCACCACCAAAACAGGCCUCCUGGCGAUAGUCAAAUCUCCAGCAAAAGGAAUUAUCAAAGACUUUGACGGGACACGCACGCGUCUGCUGCCGGAAGCGAUGAUGAAUCCCCCUUCCACCCCUUACGUUGCACCUAGCACUUUAACCCACCCCCAGGCGCUUGCUCGCCAGCAGGCUCUCCAGCAUGCACAGACUUUGCAGCACCCCCAGAGUAUCCCGCAGCCACAGACUUUGCAGCACCCUCAGGGUAUACCCCAGCCACAAAGCUUACCGCACCCUCAGGGGAUCCCUCAGAACAUGCAGCAGCCUCAGGGCUUGCAGCAUCCUCAGACCAUGGCACACCAGACUCUGCAGCACCCCCCAAAUCCUUUGCUGCAGCCGGGUUUACAUGGAAGCAGAAAGAUGCCGGAUGCAGACGCGCCGCCGAAUGUGACCGUGUCUACCUCAACCAUUCCCCUCUCUAUGGCUGCCACUCUGCAGCAGAACCAGCCACCGGACCUGAGCAGCAUUGUGCACCAGAUUAACCAGUUCUGCCAGGCCAGAGCUGGCAUUAGCACUACCUCAGUGUGUGAGGGACAGAUUGCAAACCCCAGCCCUAUAAGUCGCAACCUGCUUAUCAAUGCAAGUACCAGGGUAUCUACUCACAAUGUCCCUACACCCAUGCCUUCCUGUGUAGUUAACCCUGUAGAUCAUGCUGCUGCUGCUAUUCCUCCUGCCUCUGUUAAUGUGCCCAUGGUGAAUAUUAACAGGGUGCCGCCUGCGUACCAGAACGAAAUCAAAUCGGUUGCGUGGAACCAGCACCAGCUUGCACAUCUGCAGCAAAUGUGUGGGGAUGCUGCUGGGCCUGCUGGACUCGCAGGGAAGCACCCUCAGAGAGAGAUCACCGGGCAGAGCUUCCCUGUCAAAACUUCAAACUACCCUCAAGAACUGUGCAUGGGCCAGUCCUUCAGCUUGAAGCCCCCCAUUGAGAAGCCUACACCUUCUCCACCUGUGAACGGGUUGCAGGGACCCUUGCCAUAUACCAAUGGGCACUAUUUCCAGCCCAUCUGGAAUAACAUUCUGCCCACACCCAACAGUGACAGCUCUGGGUCCCAGGACCUCGCCAUGCCUUUCCACGGGGGACAGCCAGCAGGAGCACCGCUAGAUUGUGCAGGAGGAACUCAUUACAGAGCUGGAGCUGGCCCAUCCAGCCAGAAUAAUGUGAUGCAGACCAUGGAUUACCUAAGUGGGGACUUCCAGCAGUCCUGCUUCAGAGAUCAGAGCAUGGCCGUGCUGGGAAAAGUCCAUCGGCCUUCCAUGAACCGAGCACCUGAACCAACUGAUAGUCGAAAUCUUCAUAUUCAACACCCAGGGUAUAGAUAGGCUGCAGUCACUUUCACAGACAUAAAAAACAUAGAGGUUUAGUCUUAAUUUUAAUUAAUAAGCAAGGCAUUUUUAACUUGCAAACUUGUGUGAUCAUUAUAGUAACCAUCAGAAGACGACAUACUGUAUAUUUAAAAGCUUUGCUUACGUGUUUCCUAUCUCCUUUCUGUAUCAGAUAUUUAACAUGCCUUUUGUGUCAGAGGAUUUCAUUACACUACUUCACACCACAGCCCUUUCCUCACCAUAGAACACCCCUUCUGUGCAGCUUCUUCUUAGCAGCUCCUCGCUGGACUGAUGUUGAGUUGCUGCUGGGUUUCGCCAGCUCCAUCAAGAGCAAGGUAGUGUAGCUGCUUAAAUUUCCAUCUCCAUUUCCUCUGAAGAUUAAGAGCAAGAGGAUUUGUCAGGAAGCAGGGCUUAUUUUCAGCCGAAAGCCCAUUUUAUUAAUGCAUUAAACAUUGACCAUUUGCACUGUCUAGAGGCCUGUUUAAUUGAAAAAGAAGCCUAUGUUUGAAACGAGCUAGCUACGGGGAUGUAUUUGGGCAUUAAUACAGGACGAAGCUUUUCAGCUCUGCCUUGCCCACCUUUGUCAUUUUAGACUUUGUCCAAAGUCAAAAGUCUCCGGCAGGUAUUUCUGACACUUCUUUCUUUUGCAGACAGGGUAUGGAGAAGGGGGGAAUGGUGGGUUUAGGAGGCAGCAUAGCUGCCAUAGGUAGCUGCCUUUUCUCUGCAUUGUAUUUCCCUUCCCCACUCCCUUUUUUGCCUAAGAGCUAGCUUUGUCUGAACCCCUCGCUGCUAGGAGUCUGGCUGUCCUCAUGUGAAGGAAUCCAGACCCACUGACAACUCCAAAAAGGGUUCAGCUUUUUUGUAGCUAAAAUGAAUUUCAGGGGGAGGAGACAUAAUCAAUGCUCAGGGCAGUGUGGCUCAGUCCCACUGCUGUGAAGCUCUGCUCAUGAGCCACCGUGGGACCAGUGGUCCCAUCUUCCUCUCCUUCAGAACACCACAGCAGGUUUAACAGAACAAUUCCUCUCCCUGGGGAUUAGCAAAGCUCUGUCUAACAUCCUUUUAUCCCAGGGUCUCGGUGCCUAACUCCUCUUGUUCCUUUCCCACAUCACUUCCAGCAGCUAGUCGAGUCGGUGACCGUAGGACACUAUUGAGUAACCUCAGCAUCUUGUUCCCCUCAGUGUUACCACAGCACACCUUUUCCUUUCUAACAGCUGGAUUUCUUGUAAGUAGAAAAUUCCUCAUCUCUAGUAAUGAGACUAAUACUUGAACAUAAUGAUCACAAUCAAGUUUGGAAAUUAAAAAAAAAAAGGAAAAAAGAGAAAACAUGAAUUAAAAAAAACCUAAAUGCAUUGAUUCUUUAUAUGUACACUGGCUAAAAACUAUUGCUCUACACUGUAACUUUUAAGUGUAAUAUUUCUGUAUGAAUGUCGCCCGGUAGUGUGGGUUUGAGUAGCAUUGUGUAUGGGUGAACCCACUUGGCCUCUGCCAUCCACUGGCCUCCCUCACAGCCCUUGGAAACAAACAAAGCCUUAAGUAUUUACUCCUUGAACUUUUCCUCCACGAGCAUGGUUUCAAAGUAAAAAACAACCCAAUCUUUAAAAGACAUCAUACAAAAGUUAAAACACACAAAAAAGAACAAAAAAAGAGAAGUAACCGGUUUUGAGUGCGUCCUAGUUGGCUAGAAAUCCUUCCUUUUUUGGUAAAUGGAGACAUUAGGAGACAUUUCUUUGUAUUUUUUUAAGUUAGACGUGUAGUCCUGGGCUGUAACAACUCCUUAGGUUUCAGAGCUUAGCAGAGUACGUUUCCUGACUCCUUGCGUAAGUUAGUACACUUAUGGCAUUAUUGCAAUCCCUUCAAGUGUACUCUAAACCGUUCUUUAGUGGGAACUCUUUUAGCAAAGGGAAGCAAUUUGACUAAAGACGGAUUAAAUUAUGUGUUGGCUUGUGUUGCCUUAUAUUUAAAAACAGAAAAGGAAGACUUGCCUGAUUGUGUUAUGCCAAAUGAUAGCAACAUGAAGUCCUAAUUUAUUGUUUAUAAUCGUAUUCCUGCAGUCUUUGUGAAAACUGGUAAAUAUACAUCUAUGGAAGAACUAAAACCCUGAGGCUUUUCAUGCAAUAUUUUUCUCAAUACAUGAUAGUGGAAGCCAAGGUUUGAGUCUGAAGCUGCUCCCCUUAUGGUCUUCCCUGCUGUCUCCCCCCAUCCUACCCCUCCUGAACCGAUCUAGGGCUGUGCGAUGACUUUAACCUGCUGAGUUAGUUCUGCUACCUGAAUCCUUUCCUUUUUACUAAAUAAACUACUGGCAUCUCCUCUGUUCAGUAGCCUGCUGCAAAUCUCAACCCAGACUGUUAUUAAAAGCUGAUUUUUCUGCCUCCUGCUCUUCUCCUGUGAGAGAGAGACCGAGUGGAGUCCUGUGUCGUGCUGUUUGUGGAAGUGGUUUUGAGGCCUGGGAGGUGUUUGGGAUCAUUCUGUUCUGGGAUUGUUCCGCAGGGAGAGCUGUGACCUCUGAGACUUUGCCCCGGGGCAGCAGGACCGGGAAGCAAAAAUACUCCUGAGAUUCAUCCAGGUGGGACAUUGCUUGAAAAAUGGGAAUCAUUUUACUAUUAAAAUAUACUGAAAUAUU
Molecule: messenger RNA, 4355 nt
Organism: Melopsittacus undulatus (budgerigar)
Lineage: Eukaryota; Metazoa; Chordata; Aves; Psittaciformes; Psittaculidae
Gene: FAM222B
Product: family with sequence similarity 222 member B
Exons: 3
Coding region: 89-1732 (547 amino acids)
Source: RefSeq, a predicted model, not a curated record